AUGGAGAUAGACUCGUCUCUUCCGAAUGGCACAGCAGAUUCGUCACGUCGGAAGUCAGGUCGCGUAUCGCGCGCGCCAGCAGUAUUUGCUGACGAAGAGCACGCCGGUAGUCUGCUACAGAAUGGUUCAGCGACCAAGCGAAAGCGCGUCAACCACGACGACAUCCAAGACUCAGAUGCCGACGAGUCCGACGAAGACAGUGACGAGUCUGAGCCUGCCGAAGAAGAGAUCAGGGCAAAAAGAAGAGAGCAGAAGAAACGCCCAGCUGCUGCGAAGCCUGCACCCAAACGAGCGAAGACUGCUGCCAAAUCGGGCGCAACAUUAGCCAUCCGGUCAGCCAAUGUACCCAGCAAACCAGCCAACAAGGCACAAAAGCUAUACGCCGAAGUCUUCGGAAAGGGUCAGACUGCAGAGGAUGUUGCCAAUCAAUGGAUCGCGACGAUAGCGGCAGACAGCGUUGCUGCGAUACGAGAUCUGGUCAACUUUGUCCUCAAGUGCGUCGAAUGUGAUGUUGAGAUCACCUCGGCCGACAUUGAGGAUAUCGACAAUGUGCCCGGCAAGCUCGGCGAUGUGCUGGAGGAACACUACAACGACAAAGCGGGUGCCGAGUACCCGCUCAUCUCAAAGGCGAAACAGUAUGUCGAGUUCAAGACCGUGCUCGUCGAGUUCUUCGAUGCACUCAUCAAGAGCCUGCACAUCUCCGGCAUACUGUAUGACCAACCAGAAGUCUACGACAACAUUCACGUCUGGGUCGGCACGAUGUCAGGUGCGAAAUACCGCCCUUUCAGACAUACAGCAACCGUGAUAUCCUUGUCAAUGAGCACUGCUUUAUGCAGCGUCGCAAGUGAGAUCCUGCAGAGCAUGGCCACUACGAAGACCCAACUGGAUGCUGAGCAGAAGAGCAAGAAAAAAGCUUCGAACAAAACUCGAAUCGCCUCGCUCCAGGAGAGCAUCAAGACAGACGAGAAGAGGCUUGAGCUCGUCGAUGCUUCCCUGCGCGACGCUUUUGACACAGUCUAUGUUCACAGAUAUCGAGAUGUCGACGAGAAGAUCCGCGUAGAGUGCGUCGCAGCACUGGGAGGCUGGAUCUCCAAGUAUCGCAAAAUGUUUUUGGAAGGACAAUAUCUGCGCUACCUUGGCUGGGUAAUGUCAGAUCCAAACUCACCUACGAGACUAGAAGUGAUACGACAGGUCAAGCAACUAUAUGGGAACAAGAGAAAUGUGACUGCACUGCGAGCUUUCACAGAUCGGUUCCGACCGCGGAUGGUCGAGAUGGGAGCACGAGAUGCCGACGUGGGUGUACGUGUCGAGAGUAUUGAGCUGCUGGACAGGCUACGGAAUUACGACCUUCUGGAGCCAGAGGAUAUCGACACGAUCGGCCGGCUGAUAUUUGACGCUGAGCCACGAGUCAGGAAGACUGUAGGCAAGUUUUUUGUGUCCAAUAUCGAGGACCUGUACAAAGACGCGACCGAGGACUGGGAUGAAGAGCAGUACAAUGACGCUCUGCCUUCAGCUGACGACGGCGACGAUCAGAUGGCACCGAACCAGAAUUGGAUCAAAUUCAAGUGCCUGGCUGAAACGCUCAAGGACUACGAUGCACGUUCCGAAUCCGCGAACAGCACAGAGAACAACGUGCGUACCCUUGCCAGCACAGAUAACGCAGAGUCGCGCUAUAUGCUGGCAACACAAGCGAUCUACACCCACAUGAAAGAACUCGAGGAGUGGGAAUCCUUAGCCGGCUAUCUCCUCUACGAUCACUCAUCGAUAACCGCAGAUCCUGAGAGUGACGAUGUGGCCACAGCAGUUCAGGGCAAGUACAAGCUCGCCAACAACGAAGAAACGAUUCUCCUCGAUGUCCUCUACUUCUCGGUCAAGAUGUACCUCAGCACCCUGCUCGAACUCGCAAAAGAUAAGAAAGGCAGAACCCACGCUGCCAAAGAUAACAUCAAAACCAAGCAAGAAACCGUGGCACACAACCUCUCUACCUUCAUCCCUCAAUUACUCUCUCGCUAUGGAAGCACAACCGACGCCGCGACCUCAAUACUGCGCCUGGAGCAACUCCUGGAUGCCGACCUGAUCAGCGACCUACAAGGUGGAGAGGCAACGUACUCAAAUCUGCUGGAGGACAUCAAUAAGCAGUUCAUGACGCAUUCGGACGUCAAAGUCCUCGCUGAAGCCUCGCGAGCUUUCAGAGCUGCCCGGAGCUUCGAGCAGAGCCAGGAAGCGACAGACACCAAAUCCGCGGAAUCUGGGAGGAGACAAUUGCCAAUAUGCAGGGCCUGCUACAAGCUGGUCAAUCUCUGCAUCCGAAUUAGUAAUCUCGCCGGCGUGGUCGACUGUACAGACAUCAUCGAGCAGAGCUUCGCCCCACCCAAAGCCGCAGCAGCAAAGAAAGGCAAGAAAGCUGCACCCGCGCCACCAGCGAUCGAAGGCACGCUGUUCGAUCUUCUCAUCAGACUGAUCGAGCGCGGCGACAAUUCCCACGCCAUGACAGGCCACGACCGCUUCGCUGCGGAAGAAGACCAGCUGUGCGCUGCUGUUGCUACGACGCUGAGCCUAUACUUCCGCUGGAAAGUUGUCGGGCUGAUUCGUGCGAUCGAGAACAAAGACGAACGCACCCUCACUGUUGCCAACUUAGUUGAUAUCGGCACAAAGCGCAAUAACUUCGUCGAGGUCCUCACGCCUAUCAUCACCAGUCGCUCACCGCUAGAUCAGUUGAGAGUUGCUGCAAUCCAUACUUUGCUGGACAUCUACACACUCUUCGCAACCCUCAAGCACCGGCAGCCAAAGGCAAGCAAAGGAGAGCUGGAUGAUGAGCCCGCGUUGACGAUCGCUGCACUCACGGUGCCGAUACCAGAUGAGCUGCUCACUGAGGUUAUGGCAACGCAUGAGCGGUUAGAGAAGAGCUUUGCAAGGAAGACGAGCAGAAAGAUUCUCGAGCACAAGAAUCCCAAGAGCCGGAGGGGCGGCAGUCGGGCUGGCACGACUGAUGUCGAUGGCGACGACGAUGAACGAGAAGCUACGCAAGCGGAGAUCGAGCGGCCGCCGGACGCCUCUGACGACGAAGAAGAGGACUCUGAUGCGGACUCCAGCUCCGGUGCCGAUGACGAAGACGCUGAGCCGUCCAUCCAGGAAGGCGGUGGCAAAGAAGCAAAGAAGCAACGUGCCCUCAUUGCCGAACAAAAGUUGUGCGAGGUGAGCAGUAAGAUCGUGCUCGCCUUGCUGGGCGGAGUCAUCGGAAACAAAGUGGCAGUGGGGGUCAAGGAGGCGAUACAGCUCAACCGCACAAAGCUAGGGAAGAGCUAUGCUGAGGUGGUCAAAUUCUUAGACGAGAAGAAGGACAAGAAGACUGCAGCUAAGGAUAAGUCCAAGUCUAAAGCUACGCAGCAGAAGUCGAGGGAGAAAGUCACGCCCGAGCCAAUGGAACUCGAAGAGGACGAGAUCGUCGACAUCGACGACGUGGAAGACGGCCAUGAUGCGCUACAACGAGAGAUUGUCGAGGAGGAAGAGGCUGAUCGGCUAGAGGAGGAGAUGCGUGAGAGGGAUGGCGAUGAUGGGGAUGAUGGGGAGGGGGAGGGAGAGGAUGAGGUUAUAGGUGACUGA
Molecule: messenger RNA, 3603 nt
Organism: Cyphellophora attinorum
Lineage: Eukaryota; Fungi; Ascomycota; Eurotiomycetes; Chaetothyriales; Cyphellophoraceae
Product: Cohesin subunit psc3
Exons: 3
Coding region: 1-3603 (1200 amino acids)
Biological process (GO): sister chromatid cohesion
Cellular component (GO): cohesin complex; nucleus; chromatin
Molecular function (GO): chromatin binding
Source: RefSeq, a predicted model, not a curated record